UACACCAGUAGUUAAGAGUCAAAUUUUUAACUUUGCCUGCUUUAAUUAUAAAAGUUAAAUAAAAUUAUUUGGUUCGCAACUAUGAUUUACGUAUAUUUUUUAUUUUACACCUGCAUUAUAUCCUUCGCUCAAACUUUUAAGAUUACGGAUGUACUAAAGAAAGAUAAUCCAACAUAUGAUGAAACUACUAUAUUUCCAGUUAAUGUCUCAAUUAACGAUUCUAUUCAAAUUAUUGACGUUACAACUUCUAAUGAAACAGGUACAGUAACACCUGCUAUCGAUGUCGAAACUGACACUGACAUUGUUAAAACAAAAAUUAAUAAAACUACAACAACAACUUCAACACCUCCUAAGAACGCUGUAUCACAAUUUCCAAUAAAACAAUUAGUAACAUCAGUAAUAACGAAAAAAAUGUCAUUCCCUUUCUUCGGAUUACUAUGGAUGGGAAUAAAAAUAUUAAUGCCACAAAAUAUAUCAGUCCCUGCAAUGGGACACAGUAUACCAAUCCGUAUAUUUGGGUAAAGUUUGUUUGGAAAACAUUAUCUAAUAACAUCAUUAAUGUUUGAUUAGAAACAAUUGUUAUUUAUGAUUUUUUCAUAAUGUACUAUUACAUUCUCAUCAUAUAAAAAAGUAUUAUCAUUUUUUAAGUUAUUUUUAUUUUAUGUAUAUGAAAUAAUAAAUUUAAAACCAAAUAAUGAUUGACAA
Molecule: messenger RNA, 705 nt
Organism: Leptopilina boulardi
Lineage: Eukaryota; Metazoa; Arthropoda; Insecta; Hymenoptera; Figitidae
Exons: 2
Coding region: 82-522 (146 amino acids)
Source: RefSeq, a predicted model, not a curated record